Octodon degus (degu) is the source of this 1480-nucleotide messenger RNA. RefSeq names its product nuclear receptor interacting protein 3 (gene Nrip3). Gene Ontology annotation, molecular function: aspartic-type endopeptidase activity. The transcript is spliced from 7 exons. NCBI's taxonomy places the organism in Eukaryota, Metazoa, Chordata, Mammalia, Rodentia, Octodontidae. Gene Ontology annotation, biological process: proteolysis. The record is from RefSeq and is a predicted model, not a curated record. Bases 69 to 791 code for a protein of 240 amino acids.
GGAGGAGCUCGAGGCUGAGGGCUCUGGGAUUCGGGGCGACUGGGGUCGCUCGGUCCCGCGCCUUAGCGAUGUUUUACUCAGGGCUCCUGACCGAGGGCGGCCGCAAGGAGACCGACAUGAGAGAGGCGGCGUCGCUGCGGCAGCAGCGCCGGAUGAAGCAAGCGGUGCAGUUCAUCCACAAGGACUCCGCCGACUUGCUGCCCCUGGACGGCCUCAAAAAGCUGGGCUCAUCUAAGGACACGCAACCUCAUAACAUUCUGCAGAGGCGCCUCAUGGAAACCAACCUGUCUAAGCUACGAAGCAGUCGUGUUCCUUGGGCCUCCAAGACCAACAAACUCAAUCAGGCUAAGUCUGAAGGACUAAAGAAGUCUGAGGAUGAUGACAUGAUUUUGGUUUCUUGCCAGUGUGCUGGAAAGGAUUUGAAAGCCUUGAUUGACACAGGAUGUCAGUAUAAUCUUAUAUCCUCAGCCUGUGUGGACAGAUUGGGACUCAAGGAGCAUGUUAAAUCUCACAAGCAUGAAGGAGAAAAGCUUUCUCUGCCCCGGCAUCUCAAAGUAGUGGGUCAGAUUGAGCAUCUCGUGAUCACCCUGGGAUCCUUCCGCCUGGACUGCCCAGCAGCUGUGGUUGAGGACAGUGAGAAAAACUUGUCCCUUGGUCUCCAGACUCUCCGAUCCCUGAAGUGCAUCAUAAACUUGGAUAAGCACCGGCUGAUCAUGGGGAAGACCGACAAAGAAGAGAUCCCUUUUGUGGAGACCAUUUCUUUGAAUGAAGACAACACUUCAGAAGCAUAACUGCAGCCUGCAAGAGGUGUGCACAUACGCACGUGUGCACACACCAGGUUGACAGAUUGAGAAAGCUGAGUUUGAACCAAAUGCAGAAUCAACUUGCUGUGGACCAAGUCCCUCCUUCCAAUACCUGCUCCAGGGGCUCCUUCCCCCCUAGACCUUUCUAGGCUGUAGUUUGUGCUUAGAGAUCUUGUCUGGUUACAGCCAUUGUUUUUUACUCCUUUGGUCACUUAAUUUAAUAGACCCUUUUUGACACUGCCAGGUCUCACUUAUGGCCUAUUUCUCUGCUUCUUUCAAGAAUUUCCUUUUAUUAGUCAAGUAUAGGGGCUGCCAGUUUCUAUUUCUUGAUAGAUACACCUGCUUCUUUUCCUAUAGCUAAAUAUUUAAUAGGAACCUGAUUUUUACCUCCUUUCAGCUAUUUCAAAGAGGUGUAGGAAAUCUAUGUCUUAGAAUUAGAAUCUCUGCUGAUUAAUUCAUUGACUUCUCAGGUAUGAACUGAUCUGAAAGCACUCAGAAAGGUCAGCUAGUCCGAACACUUCGCAAAGGUCCAGAGAGGCAAGUGAAUUGUUUAAAUUCAUGUAUUAAGUCAAUGACAGGAAGGCCCUAAAACUCAGACCUGAUUUCCACACCAAGGCUCCUGUGCUGCCUCUCCUGUUUUCAAGCCUUAACAGGACAGCAGUGGGGUGAGAUUGUGU